GCAGUGUCGUGUGUCAGUCGGUGCGCAAAGGCCGAGGGUCGUGGACGCGUACAACCUUUUUUAACUAAAUGUUACGCGAGUUUUGUAUUUAAAAUAUUAUUGAAAAUUAUAUUAUUGUGAACUGUGAAGUGAAAACAGGCGCCUUUCAAAAGAAGUUUAUUGUUUGAUGGUGGCAUUAACUAUACGUGUGACAAGAUGGCGGCGAGCCGGCAACUGCGGCUGCUGCUGUGGAAGGACUACCUCAUCAGGAAAAGAAAUCCGAUAACACUAGCAGGCGUCGUGUGGGGCACCGUGGUCAUGAUGAGCCUCUACAUUGUCAGGAGCAACGUCGACAAUCAUGAUUAUCCCACGUGUCAGUUCCCUGCCCGCGCGCUGCCCAGUGCUGGUGUCAUGACCUUCCUGCAGUCCUUCAUCUGCAGCGUCAAUAACGAAUGCUCUCCAAUGGACGAAUACGAGGAAAUACCUUCAUAUUCUAAAUCGAAGUUGACACAAAUAAAGCAGCAGUUCGCGCCAUUGUUCUCCAACUCCUCGCUGCUGGGGACAGCGUCGUCUGUGCCGGAUGCGUUGAAGCUACUCGCCACACUGUCAGAGGUUGCUGAUGUGUCCGACUUUGUCUAUAUAACCAAACAUGGUUUGCAUGUUAAAGAACUGUUCCGGAAUCCUGAUAGAGUUAAGCGAUAUUUGCAAAAAGAAAUAGAACUUGACGGACUGCUUGCUAACAGCUUGAUGGAAUCUAACUUAAGCUUCGAGGGCCUCUUACAAGGAGACUUUAAUACGUGUGACGUAGAAUCGAUGACAAAAACAAUAAAAAUGGACAACAAAAACAUGGAGAUGUUUGUGCAAAAGAUUUGUUCACUUUCUUCAUCGAGUAUGCAAAAACUUACAAUGGACUUAUUACUAGAGAUGGAUUUGGGGAAGUAUUUACAAAUGCUAGGCAACAUGUACUAUAAGUUGUCGAAAGACGAGAGGAUGUUGGAUUUGGGCAAGAUGGCGGGCGCGGUGCUGCGCAUGGCCGCGCUGCACAGCUUCCUGCCCGCAGAAGUCACUGAGAUCCUGCUCAAUGAGACUCCUGACUUCACAUACAUACAGCUAGAUGUGAUUUCCAAUGUUCUCGACUACUUCGAACCUAAUUUCGGCGACACACAGUCUUAUAAAACUAUUAGAGACUUCGCAGAUUCUUCGGCAAUGGUCAUAAAAUAUUUAAAUAAAUUCUUAGAAAAGCAGAGAAUGAAAUCUAUUCGAACAAAUGAUAAAACAUCAAAUUAUAGUGAAAAGCAAGAGAAUACAUUAAAGUCAACUGUGAAUGGCGUGUCCAAUAUAUUUUCUAAUGCUAAGGAAGCUUUCGAUGAUUUAGCUGACGACGGUCUUUCCUUUGACAUUUUCAACAUAUUAUCUCGUAUUACGAAUUUUAUUUACAAAUGGUUGCCAGAUAAGACGAAGCACGAUGUAUUAUUCUACUCCACUCUGGUAACGAAACUGAUAGAGGAGGCGGAGAAAGUGAUCUAUAUAAAUGUGCACUUGGAGGAACUAAUGUAUAAUGUCUCCCUGAGACACCCGCAAGGGAUAGAGGCGGUACUGUCGCUGCCAGUACACAUGUUUGAAAAGAGUUUAGAUGCUUUGUCAGACCCAGAAAGAGCUCAGAUUUUAACAUCAAAGUUGGACUCUCCAGGAGACAUAUUCUGUGAUAAACGAAAGUUACAGAAGUUCUUCAAGAUAGACGUAGCACAAGUAGCAGAGUUACAUAACCACCUGUGUACAAACUCGCUAAAGGAAUAUCUCAAAGAUUUGAUACACUCUUUUGGUAUCCUCAGCGUCAGGAGCAGCAUCAAUUCAAUGGCAUCACUUUUUAUUCAAGAAACUUUGGGAAAAAACACGAAUUCGCUACUUUAUAAUUUAGAUCAUGACUUCGAUGUUCUCAGGAAUUUCAGUCGAGCUAUUAACCGUUUAGAUGAGGAGGAACCGAGACAUGUUAAUUGGAAUAAUGUUAUUAAUGUCAACAAAAAUUCUGAUAUCAUGAAUUUAAUUCGUGAUAAACGACACGUGGGGAAUCAUAUCUUAGUAACUGUACAUGGAGCACUGGCCAGAGCUGUAGUCAAACAAAAUCCUGUAUUGGAAUACAAAAUAGCGCCAUUUCUAAUAGACGCAACAUUAAUUGUAGACGCUUUGAACAAAGAUAUAGACAACACGCCACUAGAAGUGGCAGAGAAAGCGAAGGCGUUGUACCCAGCUGUACUCACAACCAUACUGACGUCUGCGUUGGAUCAACAUAAGCUAUUCAAGUUGCUGUCAACAUACAGCCUAGAUUCACUGUGUAGGGGAGCUGCCAACGCUUCCAAGUAUCUAAAAUUUCCACCGAAUGUUAACGAAGAAGACAUCGUAUCAACUCUAUGUAAUAUCAGCGAAGUAUUUGAAAAUGUAUUGAAGCGUGAUUCAAAUCUAGGACAAGCUAUAAAAUUAUUAAUGGCAGGAGGUGAAAAGCAAACUAUCCAAUGGACCAAACUAAUAAAAGGGUUAAGGAAUUUGUACGAGAAAAUAGAUAGUUUCUAUCCAUAUUUAUUUGAAUAUAAGAGCUACGGUAUGAACGAAGAGAUGCGUCGCCAUGUUGCUGACAUGAUAAAAGAGGUCAAGACAUUAUGGUUCAGUCCACGAAACUGGAGUAUAAGCUUAAGUAUAAAAUUGGCUUUCGAAAUCCUUGAUCUUAUGGACCGAGAUAUCUUUGAUAUAACGAGCGAAGUUUGGCUGCAGUUUAAAUACGGUCUGGGUGUAGCAACAGGCCCGAUGCUGCUUGUAGACGAUGUUGUUAAGUUAGUUCAAGCGAUAUUAAAGAACGAAACGAUCCCAUCCCCUUUACCGUCAGACACGGUGGACAGUUUGAGACGAGUCAUUCCUCGCUUCCCGCAGCUGCUGCAUGAAGCAGUCGACCUGGUAGCCAGAGAUGACACUAAGAUAGAACCAAUAAUAGAAAUAAUGAACGCAAACAAAUCUUGGCCGUGUUCCGACAACAGUUUGGGAGAGUUUCUGAAGUUAACUAACUCAUCGAAAGAAGCUCUGAAAGGCAUAGAGAGCCUGCUGUGCAUGUCUCAAAGUACGCAGGAAGAGUGGAAGUUAUAUUUGCAAUCUAAAUAUAUAUUUAGAAAUAAAUCAAAUAUGAGCAGCAAAGACUUUGGGCCGCACAUAUUUCUGCGGUUUUCGGGAGCGUUUGAUUCUUUCGUAGAGGACUUUUAUAUUAUCAAAGACAUUUUGAUGGAUGCAUUAGACGAGCCUGCUGACCAGGCUACAUUGAUGACAGCUUGGCGGCAUGCCGUCGAUGUAUUGAAUAAUACUCAAAGUGUACCAAUUAUAAGGAAUCUGUUCAGCAAGAUGGACGUGGUAUUAAAUUCAAUCCAUGUACAAGUGAAGGCAGGCACUCCUCUUGCCAGCUUGUGGCGCUCGUUGUUAAGCUGCGAGGGAGAUUGCAGCGUCCUCGCGCGCACCACCGUACUUAACAUUCUCAAGUUCCUGUCUCUCUCUAUUAGCAAUGUUGCUGAUGACUUACUAUCUUAUUUUAAAGAAAUCAAUGAACCGGAUGCUAAUUUGCUUCAACUGAUGGGUUUUACAAAGAAAACUAGUUUAUACCUAUUAUAUGAAAGGUUGCCGGACUUCAUUGGUGUACUAAGCAACUCGUUCGUAGAUUUCGGCUUUAUGAAUCAGAUCCGUCGCGCAAUGCAGAGUACUUUCUGGGACUGUGAGGCUGUGGUGAAGAGCCUGGUGCCGGCGCCGGGCGGGCCCAUAGACCAGGUCAUCAUUGCCCGCGUGCAACCUUUCGUCUGUCCUUCCUUCCUCUACUGGAUCUCAUUGCCUCGAGGAGAUAAUGCCAUCGUGGAUGUAGUAGCCAAACCUCAAUAUUAUUUCUUUACAUCGUCUGUAGAUGAUUUGAACAGUACUUUCGAAGUUGCCUAUAAUAAGGCAAUUGAUUUAUCAGCUUUCAUGACCGAAGUCGCGCACAACAAAAGUAUUAUCAAAGAAGACAUUAACAUUGACAAUAUGAGAGUAAAACUAACAAAAUCUGUUGACUUGAUGCUAAAUUAUAAAGUGAAUAAUUCAAAUCCUCAUUAUCAUAUGUUUAGUGAAGCCAAUAAGAAGUUACUUAUAUCUACAGCAUAUCUAGCUAGAAUAGUUACUGUAAUAAAUAAAGUAUUAGAUAGAAUAGAAUAUGUAAGCCUUCAAGUUCCUAAUAUAGGUGUAGACAAACAAAACGCAACACUGAAUGACAUAACAGCAUUUAAAAAGUUAUUCAAAAGAAGACCAACAGAUGGCAUUGCGGUAUUCUUUGAUACGAUUACAAAUAAUUUAUUGAAUAACGAUGAAAAUAAUUUAACAGAAGCUUUUAUAGAAACUUGUAAUCGUGUAAAAAGCAAGGAUAAUACAAAAGAUAUAUUAACUGAAAAUGACAAAGUAAAAGAACAAAUAUGUGCAAUGAAUUACGAUGUAAUAUUUUCAAUGGUCGACGUAGGAAGUGAUUUAAGAAACGCAAGGCUCACCCUAAGUCACCUUAUUAAUGUAAUCCGUAAAGAAGAAAAUGUUAGUGAUAUUUCCCAGUUCCUAAAAAACAGGGAAGAAAUAAUAAAAUCUUUGAAAUCAUCCACCAAGUAUGCAUACGACCUCGGUAUACCAGUGUAUCUGAAGUAUUUGUACAACAACAUGCAGCAUCAAGAUGUUAUUGUCACAUUCUUGUCCGGAGGUGAUUGGUGGAAACAACUUAGAAUACUUUACAAUGGACCGUUUGCUACCACUUUCUUGAAUAAUGUGGAGAAAAUCUUUGACAUCGCUGAUGAUAUUUUGAACAAUUUAGAUAAAAUACGUUGGGUGCGCCUAAUCCGAGAGAUCAAUGUGAACAGCAAGGAAGACUUCUGCAAGUCCAAUGUCACACUGUCCGAGUACAUCCCGGACAGGAGCGGCGCGCUCGCCGCCUUCAAACAACAGUUCUGCUUAGAGGACACUACAGAACUAAUCAAGGAAUUGAUGCCGCUACGCUUUGCUUCACAGAUGUUCGACAGCAAUUUAAAAAUAUCAACCGACGUGAACUAUACAGCUGUAAAUAUAGAUAUAUCCAAAAUGGAAUCAAAUUUAGAUAAAAUACUAAACGGGCCAAGCCCCCCGCAAGCUCCAGGAUGGGUGACCGAAGAUAAAUUAAAGAGAUUUAGAACAUCAGCUAUCGCAUUGCUCUCUACAGAAACGCUCACCAAAGCGUCUUUUGGAAUGUUAGCAAAUAUUGUUGACGCUGGCACGUUGUUGUUAAAUAACAGCCAAUGUACUCUCUGCUCUCAAUUCACGACGUGGUUCAAACAACUCAAUCUGCAGCUGUACAAGAAGCAGGAGUACGACAACUUGCUGUGUCACUUGCAGGAUAUGGACUUGAUCAAUGUUUAUCACACGCUGAAGAACGACUUCCACUGGGAUAUGGCUAUUAAAGAGUUAAUAUCAUCUCGUAACUAUACAAAGUUCGAACUCAACAAGUCUAUGAAUGAAUUUCUGGAGCUUGUGAAGCAGCAUCUUCUAGAAGAUAUAAUGUCGCCCACAACAAAAAUAUCGCAGUGUCUCACACGCAAUGUUACCAAAAAUGCUUUUGGGAAUGCCACCUUAUUUGCGAAAGUUGCAGCACAAACUCUCAAACUAAUACGAGCAGAAUUACCUCAUCUGCAAGAAAUAGAUGGUAUCAAAGAGGUUGUAUACCUAAAAGAGCUGCAGGCAGCAGUAGCACACAGGCUAGACGUGGAGGUUCCACUCAAAAGUUACUUCAUUAAAAGCUUUGAUCUUACAAGGAGUUUAAAAGAAGUCAUCAAGAAAGACUAUCUUGUUGAGGCUGUGGAAAAUAGUAAAGUUAGUGUUGCAGCUGUGAAUGAUCUUGAACCGGAAGAUUUAAUAUUUGAAAACGAGGAGACUUGGCAGGAUCUCUGCGAGAGCUGCGAUUGUAACAAAGUCAUCGAUGUCAUUGUUAAUAAUUUAAACAAAACAUUGAUUGAUGAAGAUCUACCGAUGUUGCAAGAUGAAGAGUUCUGGCGUUUCAAAUUCAUAUCGAACAUUCUGGAACAUUUCGAAGCGUUAAUCGGUCACGUGGCACGACUGCUCGGAGUCGUCAGUCAAGUGGACGUGGCUGGAGUGGCGCAGGGCCGGCUGGUCGCUGUCAUCGACACUGCUAUACAACUACUCACUGACGAUACACUUGGCAGCAUUGUUUAUAGUUUGCAUGGAUUAACAACCGAACUUACACCAUUAAUAAAGGCUUACGACCUACAAAGCAAUCUGCUAGACCUCAGCCGCGGCCUACUGGUGCUCCAACAGAUCAGAAACUCAUUAAUUGAAGAGGAUAUUAAAGUCCCAGUAUCGGAGCUGUUCUCGGAUCCUGAGGAGCUGGAGUUGGAGCUGAGCGCGCUUGGCAUCAACAACACCAACUUCUGGUCUCUGGCCGCGCCGCGCAUACACGCAGGAUAUCUACAGUUCAAACCGAUCCUGGCUUCAAAAGACACAUUCCGCAUCAGGCAGCUGGUGUGUGAGGCGGAGGAUAUGUCUCGAGUGCUGGUGCCCACCAACUUGAACGUGGUGACUCUGGACGACGUGCUUGGAGCGGUCGCCGAGCAGUUCUGCGACCUGGACGAGGAUAUAGCCAAGAAGAUCGUUCCCAUUCUGUUGCGGAACUUGGAUUUUUCGUAUAUUAUUAACAAUAUAAAAGACUGGUUACUGCGCGAGCUGUACGCGGCGGCGCAGGUGCCGGCGCAGCGCGGCGAGCUCGUGCUGGACAGCUUCCCGCAGCUCGCCGCGCUGCUGCCCGCACUCCGAGACAGCUUCGACCGAGUGAGCGGGCUGCUGGCUGACGAACCUGUACUCGAAUACUUCAAGAACGAUUUCACCUUUGAUAGUUUAUUCGGAGGUGGUGACUUCAUGGCGGCCGCGGGCAAGAUGGUGUGCGGCAAGCCGUUCAACACUCAAGUCAAUAGAUUCUUCAAAUCGAUCGUUGAAACCAAAGACUUAUCCAGCGAAGCAGACACUGAGCAAUUGGAAGUCUUACCCACGGAUUUCUGCCGGUCGAUGUACAAGCAGAUUGUGAGCGUCGACGGAGGUAAGAUCGUGUGGAGCUUUGUGAAGCCGCUGGUCAUGGGCAAGAUCCUGUACACGCCCCCCACCGCCAACGUGCAUCACAUCAUACAGAAGGCAAACGAGACUUUCGCACCAAUGGUGCAGAUGAUCGAACUAGUGCAGAGGUUCGCGAACGCGUUCCCCGCGGUUGGGGCGCUGUCCUCGCACCGCGCCGGCCUCGCCGCCUUGCAGCAGCUGCUGGCCGCGCCCGCAGCAGAAGCUAUCAAGACAGAACUAUUUGGAGACGUGCAGAUACCGGAAAUAGAUGUUGAACAGAUUUUCAACAAAUUAGGUGAUAUACAGGACUUGGGCAGCAUCCUGCAGAGAGGAUCCAAUAUCCUGGAGUGCGUGAACCUGAACCGCUUCAGGCCGGUGUCGGACGAGCACCAGCUCAGCCUCGAGGCCGUCAAGCUGAUGAGAGUCAAUGAGUUCUCAGCCGGUCUCGUGUUCUUAAACAAUGAGACGAGUCUAGAGGUGCCACUCAAUGUGGAAUACAAAAUAAGGAUGGACAUAGAGAAUGUACCGACCACAACUCGAAAGAAGAAUUACCUUUGGAUCCCGGGUCCAGAGUCAAACUUCAUAGACAACAUGCGCUACUUCCGCGGCUUCAUCCAGAUACAAGACAUCAUCGACAAGGCCAUCAUAGAUGUGGCUGCCGACGGCCUCGGCAGGGCCAGAGAGGCAGACUGGGCGACAUACACGCAGCAAGAACCUUAUCCCUGCUAUAGGAAAGACUUUUUCCAAACAUCUCUAUACGAGUCGCAGUCUCUUAUUGUGGCGUUCUACUUCUCUCUGCUGUUCACCACUACUUCUGUCGUGCGCUUCAUCGUGUCUGAGAAGGAAAGUGGUAAUACCGUGCUGAUGUCGGUGAUGGGUGUGAGUCUGUCGCACCACACGCUGUCGUGGUUCGUGUGGUCGCUGUGCGAGCUGGUGGUGACGGCCGCCUGCAUCGCCGCGGUGCUGUGCGCGGGCGGCGUGCUGCCGCACACAGCGCCAUCCCUUGUUUUCGUGCUAUUGUUCUUAUUUGCCUUCUCUGUGCUGUCUUUUUGUUACAUGAUGUCGAAGCUGUUCCGAGGCGCAAGCGUGGCGGCGGUGUGCGCAGGCCUGGCCUACCUCACCUCCUUCAUGCCUUUCGUGCUAAUCCUCUCUCUGGAGGCCGUGCUAACCAGUUCGCUAAAACUCAUAGUCUGCCUGUCGAUGUCAUCGUCGCUGUGCUAUGCGUUCCUGUACAUAACGCGGUACGAGGCGAUGGGCUCGGGCGCGCAGGACAUCUGGUCGAUGAUAUUGAAGUUGCGCGAGAACAGGACUAUCCUGCUGACGACGCACCACCUUGACGAGGCGGAGCUGCUCAGCGAUCAGAUAGUCAUCAUGCACAAGGGUCAAAUCCAUACAACAGGAUCACCAAUAGAAAUCAAACGUUCCCUCGGGAGUGGCUACAAGCUGACGGUGAUGUAUCCUGAUACCAGGAGAAAAUUGGAUGAUCAUUGUGAGGUGAAAGAUGAAGAAUGCAUAGAAGAAAAGACCAACCUCCUGCUCGUGACCGUCAGAAAUGUCAUCAGGAAUGCUACCCUGGUCGACGUGAAUAGAUCGGAGGUUGAGAUAAAUUUACCGUUCUUCGACCAAGAUGGCGUUAGCAGCAACUACCUUGAGUUGUGCUUGGCACUGGAGUCGCAACAGGCGGCGCUGGGCUUCCGCGACUUCAACCUCGACUGCAGCAGCCUAGAGCAGGUCUUCUUCACCAUCUGCCACCAGGCCGAUGCUCCACACCAGAACGUUGAAUUAGACACACCAUCUAAAAGUGCAUCGACAACCAGCCUGCGAAAUGACAAAGCCCCACUUGUCCCACGGGAAGGCCCACUGGUGGGUUCGGUGUGGGAUCAGUUCGUGGCGCUGUUGUACGCACGAUACCUGCAUUACACGAGAAAUAGGUCUCUACUGUUCAUGUUGGUGGCACUUCCUUCGCUGUUCGUGUUGGUAUCGAUGGCAUUCUCUAACAUCCGGCCGCCGCCCAACAGCGAAUUCGCUCUGCCUCUGCACCGCCUGUACGACAACACAACCGACUACCUCAUUAAAAAGCCGUUGAUUACUGACGAUAGCGUCAUCAGUCCGCUGUUUUCUCAAGACAUCAUGAACAUACUAAUUGGCGACAAGCGAGCGAGAAACUGGACAGAUGAGGACAAUCCUGUAUGUAAUUGUGUGGUCUUAAAACAAGAAUGUGACCUGAGUGCUGUUAACAGCAGUACUCUUCCAGAAUUGAUGAUGUUACCCGAUGCACAUACUCUCAACAAAUGGCUUGUAGCCUCACACGAUGUUUACAUGGAGAAAAGGUACGGCGGCUACUCCUCUGUGAUCAAGAAUAACAUGUCAAACCUGAUGGUAUGGUACAAUAAUAAAGGAUACCACGCCAUGCCCACGUACGUGAGCGCGCUGCACACGGCGGCGCUGCGCGCGGCCAGCGGGCGCCGCUACGCCAGCAUCACGACGUACUCGCACCCGCUCAAGAUAUCCAACGAGCCCAUCAACAAAGAUACUGUUUACCAGCACAUCGCGGACGCGGGCGUGUCGGCGAUGCUGCUGAUCGCGUUCAGCUUGGCGAGCGCGGGCGGCGCGGUGCGGCUGGUGACGGCGCGCGCCACGCAGCAGCAGCGCCUGCAGCUGCUGGCCGGCGUCACCCCCACCCUCUACUGGGCCUCCGCGCUGCUCUGGGACAUGGCGGUCAGUAUAGUACCAGUGGUAAUUGUGGUCAACAUUAUUAUUACUGCAGUCGUGCUGGAGGCAUUCCACUUCCCCGUAUUCGUCUCUAGAAAUAAUUUGCCCGCUAUUUGUCUCCUCAUCUUUUUGUAUGGUUAUGGUUGCGCGGGCGUGGUGCACGUGACGUCACGUCUGUUCACGCAGCCCAGCCUCGCCAACAUGCUGCUCUUCUGCGCCAACACCUUCGUUGGUGUCGUUGGCAUCGCCCUCCUGCUCAUACUCGACAUCAUCUCCGAAUCUGAUGCGACAGAUAGAGCGCGCUGGGUGCUGCACAAGAUCCUCAUGCUAAGUCCGCAGUUCACACUCGGGGACGGAGUGCUGGAAAUCGCUAAAAACACGAUACGAGCACAGGUGCUGGGCCAAUUCGGUAUGGAUACGUACCGCGACCCGCUGACCAGCGACCUCAUCGCCUACCACUGCCUCGCCCUCGUCCUCGUCGGCACCGCGAUGCAUCUCCUCAACCUCGCCAUCGAAUAUGAUUGCUUCGAAGUUCUACUAGCUAAGUUCCGUUCCGAGCGCGUAGAGCCGCUGGCGGACAGCGAGCUGGAGCCCGAGGUGCUGUCGGAGCGCCGCCGCGUGCUCGCCGCGCGCGCGCCGCUGCGCCUUAGGACCAUUGGCAAUAUCAACGCAGGUUUCAUAGACACAGAGGAGAAGAAGGGUCCGAUGCGCGCAGUGUCGGAGGGCGAGGUGGCGGCGUGCGUGCGCCUCAGCAAGGCCUACCCCGCGCUGGCCGGCCGCCGCCUCGCGCUCAGGGACCUCACACUCGCUAUACCACCAGGACAGUGUACAGCGCUGCUGGGUCAGAACGGCGCCGGCAAGUCGACCACAUUCUCAAUGCUAACUGGCGAGGUGCGGCCCAGCGCUGGACACAUCUGUCUGCGCAACACACGCGCUGGCCCCAGAGACCUCUGCAAUGGAUUUAUAAGUUACUGUCCACAAAGCGACGCCAUCGAUCCUUUGCUGACGGUGCGGGAGACGCUCAAGUUCUAUUGCAGGCUGAGGGGCAUACAGGACCAGGACGAGGUGAUCAGAAGGACAAUAGACACGUUUGACUUGAGCAAGUACCGCGACGUGCGCAGCGGCCAGCUCAGCGGCGGCAACAAGCGCAAGCUCUGCACCGCCAUCGCCUUCAUGGGCAGGACGCCGCUGGUGCUGCUGGACGAACCCACGAGUGGCAUGGACCCUGGCUCUCGGUCGUGUGUGUCCCGCGGCGUGCAGCGCGCGUGCAGCUCGGGGCGCGGCGUGCUGCUGGCCACGCACGCGCUGGACGACGCACGUCGCUUGGCCGCGCGCGUCGCCCUGCUGCAGGCCGGCUCCCUGCGCGCGCUCGCACCUCUAGACCAGUGUUUGAGACGGUUUGGCGGCGGGCAGGCGGUGUGGUGGCGGGUGCGCGGCGGGCGCGCGGCGGUGCAGGCGGCGUGGCGCCGGCUGCGGGCCGCGGCGCCGCACGUGCAGCUGCACGCGCUGCACAACAACGCGCUGCACUUCCUCCUCCCUACACACUUGGAUGGCAAGGAGGUGCAGACGCGUGUGAGCGACGUGUUCCGUCUGACGGCGGAGCUGCACGCCGCCUGCGACCUCGAGGACUUCACAGUCAACCAGAGCUCGCUCGAACAGAUGUUCCUAAAUUUCGCCGGCUCGAGCAGAUCGCGUGGCACAGAGCUGGAGGUAUCUGAGUCUCCCCCCGUGCUCCCCGCCUCACGCUCCCAACCUCCUCUAUGCUCCUCGCUCCCCCCGCGCCCUCUGCCUCCCCCGCACUCCCCGUCACCCCCGCGCUCAACGCCUCUCCCGCGCCCUCCACCCUUAUCUGUGAUAGUGAUGUCACCGCGCUCUGAGACACAUUGUUAG
Papilio polytes (common Mormon) is the source of this 11712-nucleotide messenger RNA. RefSeq lists its product as uncharacterized. The record is from RefSeq and is a predicted model, not a curated record. Gene Ontology annotation, cellular component: membrane; intracellular membrane-bounded organelle. The coding region runs from base 196 to 11712 and encodes 3838 amino acids. Gene Ontology annotation, biological process: lipid transport; transmembrane transport. The transcript is spliced from 66 exons. Gene Ontology annotation, molecular function: lipid carrier activity; ATP binding; ATP hydrolysis activity. NCBI's taxonomy places the organism in Eukaryota, Metazoa, Arthropoda, Insecta, Lepidoptera, Papilionidae.